GCCAGAAGAGAAGUGCGCAUGUGCAGCACUGUGUAGCCUUGUUGAGGGGAUACUGGCAGGUCUUGGGGAGCAGAGACUGGGGCAGACAGUCGCAGGAGGGACAGGGACCUCCAGUCAGAACCUCAGAGGAGCGCUGCAGCUCAUCAUGGACAACAAGAAGCGUCAUCUAACGAAGAGGAUCCUAAACCUUACCCUGGAGAUCAUCUACCUGCUGACCGGAGAGGAUUAUGUUCCACUGAGGAAGUCUGGUGACCAGGUGACACCCAACAGCCACCCCUUUGUGUCUGGAAGAUGGAGUCGGAGCCGGAGCCUCAACUUGGAGCCUCCACCUCUCUCCCUGGCACCUGGGAAGAUCAACGACAAAAAGAUCCUUCAACUGACCAGCAAGAUCAUCGAGCUGCUGACAGGAGAGGAAUUUGACUAUUUGGAAGAAGACACACAUUUCUACAAAGACGUCAAGGUGGAGAAAUCUCAAAGGCUUCAAGUGAGCGAUGGAUCCAGUGAUGAGAACUCACCAGAGAGAUGUCCCCGUCCUCUGUAUUCCCGGGACUCCACACUGGAACAUCAGGAGAUCCCUCAGGAGGAUCACACGAUCCCAGAAAAAUCUACUCCGAUUCCUAGAGAUGUUUUAGUUGAUCAGACGGCUGAAGACAUGCAAGAAGUCAAGACUUUUAUCGUAACCCAGAUUGACAGUGCUGAGGAGCCGAAUGUGAUGGGGGAUGAUCGGUGUAAAGAGGAGGAAAUCCCUCCAGAGAUCAGCACAGGUGAGUACGGAAACUUCCCAGAUGGUGAGCCUGUCUCCCCUCACGGCUUUGAAACAGAUGAACACUUUGCUGAAGACACCAGAGGAUCGAACGUUGGGCCCAUCCAAUGUAAAUCCGACUCGUUUUCGGUCCCCGGACACACCGGUUACUUCACCAGCCCUCCCGACACUAUGUUGCCAAGCAUCGGCCGGGGCGGGGACCAGAUCUACAUCUGCACGGACUGCGGCGAUUCUUUCCUGUGCAAGUCCCACCUCGUCUCGCACCAGAAGUUCCACCUGGGCAAGAAGCAGUACGUCUGCCCCGAGUGCGGCAAAUGCUUUGCGUACAACUCGCACCUGGUCCGGCACCGGAUCACGCACACGGGGGAAAAGCCAUACUCCUGCGAGGACUGCGGCAAGUGCUUCACGCAGAAGUCGUACCUCACCUUGCACGAGCGCUGCCACACGGGCGAGAAGCCCUUUUCCUGCUCCGAGUGUGGGAAGUGCUUUGCGCGCAACGCCAGCCUCUGCAUGCACCAGCGCAUUCACACCGGUGUAAAACCGUUCUCCUGCUCGGACUGCGGCAAAAGCUUUUCCCAGAGGUCUUAUCUGCUGCUACACCAGACGUGCCAUCGGGGGAACAAACCGUAUUCGUGCCCCCAGUGCGGCAAGUGCUUCACCACUAACUCUUAUUUGGCCAAACACCAGAGGACUCACAUGGGGGACCAGCCUUGCCUGUAGCACCACGGUGGACUGAUGGGAAACAAUCAGUUUGAUUUUGGUUGGACAUUACGGAUGUUGACUCCCCAUUCCAACUCCUAUUUCUUCUUGGGGGACUCCAACAGUGAAAUCUUGACCAAGUCCCCACCCCUGAGGGAUAACAUUUAACCAAUACAAAGUGAGAAGAGUCCUAUAAGCUGCACAUCACUACAAAACCUUGUGUGUGGAAAGUGAAAACAGCCCCAGCCCGGGCUCCAUGCAGGCCACCCCAACGUAUUUCACCCCACCCAUAUGACUUAAUAAUCCCCCAUGACGAAACGCGUUUGGGCGUGUCUUGCAUAAAGCCCAGUUUGAGGCGGUUUUUACUUUUACACACUUUCUGAUUCUGAUAAGCCCCCUGCCCGCAGACCCCAACAACCACAGUCCAGGGUUGUUGGCAGGGGACCCUUGUCCCCUUCAAUGUGGGGACAAGGUACCCACCUCUCCCAUAUUGAGGGCAUGUGGCCUGGUAUGGUUUGGGGAGCGCUCGCUCAUCCCCUCCCCUUUCCUGACCUGCCAGACCGUAUGCUCAGAUAAGGGUCUGGUAUAGACUUUCGAGGGGACCCUAUGCCGUUUCCUUUUUUAAUUUGAAGGGCCUAGUAUGGACUCUGGGGGAGGGGGAAUCUUUUCUAGUGAUGUGUGGUUUAUAGAUCUCUUCUCUCUUUGUACUGGUAUCCAUGGAGCUGGCACAAGCUCCGUCCUUGCCUGCACUCCCAGCUGUUGAUAUUAAAACAAGACCUGUAGAAGCUUCGAGCAGCAAACUUAAGAUCUUGGCACCACCAAGUCUUCUAUGGACCAUGGUCAAAAUUAUUUACAUUAGUUCCUUCCCCUGAGGAGCUUACAAUAUCAUAUUUCUACUUUGUGUACGCUAGCUGUAAGAUGUUGGCACCAAUGUUCCAUGGUUUGCUUACCUAAAAUUGCUGGUAUGUUCCUUGGUCCCAACCAACCGGUCACUACCCCUGAGAGGAGUGCAUUAUACUGUCCUCACGUCAGGUACUCUAAUAGUGAGAUCUUGCCUUUUGAGUACCAUGGUUUCCUCAUCUACCGUGGCUCUUAUGUCCCAUUGUCGUAACCAUUCCCAUCUGUCCCUGCCCUCGAAAAGCAUACACUGUACUAGUCUCACCUCAGGUACUCCAACAGCAAGCUCCUUCCAUUAGAGUUCCAAGGUUUUCUUACCUACUACAGCAGUUAUGUCCCAUAACAAUUCAGGUAAGUCCUUGCCCCCGAGAAGCUUGCAAUGCAAUGCUCCCCCUUGGGGUACUCCAGAUGUAAGAUAUUGGCACUAGAGUUCCUAGGUCUGCUGACCUGCAACUGUUAGGUGAGAAGACCUGCUGGUAGGUAUGCAUGGUGCCCAUAUGAUUGUUAUUAUUCACAUAAGCCCCCGCCUGUGAGGAGCUUAUUGUCCCCACUUCAGGUAGACCAGCUGUAAGAUAUUGUCAGUAGACUUCUCAGGUCAGCUUGCCAACUAUGACUAGCUGAGCAGACUUGGUCAGUCCCUGCCUCCUAGGAGCUUACACUUACCAUUUCACAGGUAUUUUAGCUGUCAGAGACUUGAGUCCCUGCCCCUGAGGAGACUGUAAUGUGACCUUACCUAGGAAACUUCAGGAGGGUACUCCAGAUGUAAUAUGUUGGCACUAGAGUUCCUAGGUCUGUAAAAUUGCCACUGUUGGUUGAGCAGACCUGUUGGUAGGUAUGCAUGGUGCCCUAUGAUUGUUACCUUUCACAUCAACCCCUGAGGAGCUCAUGCCCCUACCUCAGGUAGUUCAGCUGUAAGAUAUUGUCAGUAGACUUCUCAUGAACCAUGACUAGGUGAGCAGACUUGGUCAGUCCCUGCCUCCUAGGAGCUUACACUUGUCCCUUUCCCAGGUAUUCUAGCUGUCACAUACUUGGACCAGAGAUUUGAGUUCCCGCCCCUGAGGAUCUUGUAAUGUCUUUACCUAGGAUACUUCAGGAGGGUACUCCAGAUGUAAUAUGUUGGCACUAGAGUUCCUAGGUCUGUAGACCUGCCACUAUUAGGUGAGCAGACCUGCUGGUAGGUAUCCAUGGUGUCCUAUGAUUAUUGCUAUUCAUAUAAGCCCCCACCCCUGAAGAGCUUAAUGUCUCUACAUCAGGUUGUCCAGCUGUAGGAUAUUGACGACAGACUUUUCAGGUCAGCUUGUCAACCAUGACUAGGUAAGCAGACUUGGUCAGUCCCUGCCUCCUAGGAGCUUGCACUUGUCCAUUUCACAGGUAUUCUAGCUGUCAGAGAUUUGAGUCCCUGCCCCUGAGGAGACUGUAAUGACUUUACCUAGGAUACUUCAGGAGGGUACUCCAGAUGUAAUAUGUUGGCACUAGAGUUCCUAGGUCUGUAGACCUGCCACUAUUAGGUGAGCAGACCUGCUGGUAGGUAUCCAUGGUGUCCUAUGAUUGUUGCCAUUCAUAUAAGCCCCCACCCCUGAAGAGCUUAAUGUCUCUACAUCAGGUUGUCCAGCUGUAGGAUAUUGACGACAGACUUUUCAGGUCAGCUUGUCAACCAUGACUAGGUAAGCAGACUUAGACAGUCCCUGCCUCCUAGGAGCUUACACUUGUCCAUUUCACAGGUAUUCUAGCUGUCACAUACUGAGACCAGAGAUUUGAGUCCCUGCCCCUGAGGAGACUGUAAUGUCCUUACCAGGGCGGAAAACAUAGCUCUAGAAUUUAUAGGUCUGCUCACCUUUAGUGGCCAUUGCAAGGGCCUACCAGUAUCAUUGGUUCCAGCACUCUACCCCAAUAAGGAGAUUAGAGUCCCCAAGUCUGCUGACUCAAUAUGGACAAUACAAACAUUCCCCACCCCUCAGGAGCUAACCGUUUUGGUUCAUUAUUUCAGGUAUAGGUAAAUUAUAGGACCCAGGUAGCUAAAGAGAUUACAUUACAGCUAGUGCAUUUUUUGCCACGUGCCUGACCUUUUUUGCCAGUUUUUCUAAUGGCUCUUGGGCCAAAGUGGGUGAAACUAGUACCCACCCCUGAGGAUCUUACAGUGAAAUAGCCCUAUGUACACUCCUAUUUAAUCCUUUCCAAACCUAACCUCGUAAAGCUGUAUUGGUAACACACAUACAGUAAACAAAGGCUGUAGGGUUUAAAAUAACAGCCUGCAGGGUUUCCUGGAUAAAACCAACCACCACUGCUGCCGUUUCGAGCCCACAACUUGG
Rana temporaria (common frog) is the source of this 4668-nucleotide messenger RNA. Its product is annotated as oocyte zinc finger protein XlCOF8.4-like. NCBI's taxonomy places the organism in Eukaryota, Metazoa, Chordata, Amphibia, Anura, Ranidae. The transcript is spliced from 7 exons. Bases 146 to 1483 code for a protein of 445 amino acids. The record is from RefSeq and is a predicted model, not a curated record. Gene Ontology annotation, biological process: regulation of transcription by RNA polymerase II. Gene Ontology annotation, molecular function: DNA-binding transcription factor activity; RNA polymerase II cis-regulatory region sequence-specific DNA binding.